UUCCACAGCCGCGUCCGAUCGGUUCGCGUGCACUGGAAUCGAAACGGAAUCGUUCGCGUUCCAUGGGAACGUGCAAAUAUGCAAUUACGUAAGACCGAGCGAUCCUCUCUCGGUCGAGUCGCAUUUUCAGGUGAACGCAAAAUCCUCGCUCGUUUCGUGGAACGCCGUUAAUCGUUCAAUGCGAUCGCGAUAUAUUACUAUGUCAUCGGGCAGGAACGAACAAUACUGUUUUUCGUGUUUGUUAUUCAAAUGAGACUGCGGCUGCUUCACGCAAGACGAACUCGGCGACGUGUAAUCGUUUGCUGAAAUCAUGAAUCGUAAAUACGGAGCAGAAAAUAUACGAUCGGAUUUUUUCUCGUUCCAAUUAAAUCGGACGGAAAUUCUUGAAUUAAAAACUGAAUGGAACGAUUAUAGACAAGAUUUACGAGGUUGAUUUUAAAUACAUGGAAGAGCUCAUUAAAAACGUGCAAUUUUCGCAUACUUUUUGCAGUACAUCAGCACCGCAUCUGGUAGUAAUAGCGACCUGUUCUUAUCGCGGUUGCUCGUUCCUUUUUUAUUGCAAAAACACGAGUAGACACAAUGAGGAGACGCGCAGCGCGAUAUUUGCACUUCUAAUUGUAAGAUCUUGCUCGAUCUUUAGUACGCAGCUCGCAUUUCGUUCGCCUCGCUUGACAAUCACAUUUCGUUACGCUCGGCUUGAGAACUUGCGAUAAUCACCGAUGACGUGUUUAACAAAGCAAAAACAAAACUGUUUUAGAUGCAAAUAUCUAAUCACUGGUUUCAUUUAUCGUGCACGUCAAGGUCCGUCACAAAUAUUAUUUCCGUAUUCUAAAGGAUUUUGCGAGCGGCAAUUGAAAAAUAUUUAUAUUAAGCAAUUUGAAUGGAUGAGUAUUCAAAUUAUUGGACAGCUACUUCUAUCAACUGCGCCAACAGAACAACGCUUGAACGCUGUAGUUCUCACAAAAUUAUCAUGUUUCUCAGCCUGAGGGAAAAUAAACCUAGUGAAGAACAGUGAAGAAGAGCAGCGAAGAGGAGGUCGAUGAUGGAGCUCUAACCUACGAACAGUAUAAACAAUAAAUAUUACUCGUUAUUUAACUAUGGGGAAAACAUCGAAAGACAAACGAGAUAUAUAUUAUCGUAGAGCUAAAGAGGAAGGAUGGAGAGCGAGGAGUGCUUUCAAAUUGCUCCAAAUAGAUAACGAGUGCCACAUUUUAGAUGGUGUGAACAAGGCUGUGGAUUUAUGCGCCGCACCAGGUAGCUGGAGCCAGGUUUUAUCGCGAAGAUUAAAUGAGAAUUACAAGAAAGAACUGGAAGCAGGAAAUGGAAUACCACCAAAAAUAGUUGCUGUUGAUCUCCAAGCUAUGGCACCGUUGGAAGGAGUAAUCCAAAUUCAAGGAGACAUUACUAAUAUUAAUACUGCCAAGCAAAUCAUUGCUCAAUUUGAUAAUGAACAGGCAGAUUUGGUAGUUUGCGAUGGAGCUCCUGAUGUUACAGGUUUACACGAUAUGGAUAUUUAUAUUCAGGGCUCAUUGCUAAUGGCAGCUCUUAACAUUACCACGCAUAUACUCAGAGAAGGAGGCACGUUCGUAGCAAAGAUAUUCAGAGCCAAAGAUGUCGAUUUACUCUAUGCUAAGUUGAAAAUAUUUUUUCCUUACGUAUACUGCACGAAACCGAGAAGCUCCCGCAAUUCCAGCAUAGAAGCGUUCGUAGUUUGCAAGGAUUAUUCACCACCAAACGGUUACACUCCUCACAUGCUUAAUCCACUCUUAACUCAUGAAGCAUACAACUCUAGUGAGCUCGAAGGAAUUAACAGGGUGAUUGUCCCGUUCGUCGUUUGCGGUGAUCUUAGUCAGCCGGACUCAGAUACGUGUUAUCCACUGGAUUUCGAAGGUAAAGAAUACACGUAUCACGAUCCGGUACAAACACCGAUCGCACCGCCGUACGAGGAAGCAUUGGCGCUGUUGGAGAACAGAGAUACCGAUUUCAGAAGAUCCGACGUCAGUGUCGUGGUAGACAAUAUGAAUUCUAUGACCAUUUCGGAUUUCAAGAAACAAGCGAAGCAGAAACGUAAGGGGAUGAACGAGUGUGAAACGAAACCGAAAGACAGCAAGGAAGCUGACUGCGAAGAUGCAUCAGGAAAUAAAGAAAUAAUAGACGACUGCGAUGAUUGUAAAUACGAUAGACCAUGAAAUCGUAUAUUAUAUUCCGACCUCUACAGACUAUAUGUUAAUUAAUUAACGAUAUAACGUUUUCUAUAAAUAUGCAGUUGACUUAAUAAGAAAAUUAGUUUCA
Molecule: messenger RNA, 2292 nt
Organism: Ceratina calcarata
Lineage: Eukaryota; Metazoa; Arthropoda; Insecta; Hymenoptera; Apidae
Gene: Trm7-32
Product: tRNA methyltransferase 7-32
Exons: 5
Coding region: 1098-2189 (363 amino acids)
Biological process (GO): tRNA methylation; cytoplasmic translation
Cellular component (GO): cytoplasm
Molecular function (GO): tRNA methyltransferase activity
Source: RefSeq, a predicted model, not a curated record